Molecule: messenger RNA, 1782 nt
Organism: Salpingoeca rosetta
Lineage: Eukaryota; Choanoflagellata; Craspedida; Salpingoecidae
Exons: 5
Coding region: 91-1320 (409 amino acids)
Source: RefSeq, a predicted model, not a curated record
GCAUUCUUCGUUCUUCAUUCACAUCAUCGCACCAGCACGCUGCAUGCCCAACCAGUGUACCGCUAGGUUGAGCGGCCAUUGCAGGGCACCAUGAAUCUCCGCAUCCGCCUGCUCUUCCGCCGGCUGAUCAGAACACUCUAUCGGGAUGUUGCGUUCCAGCGCGAGAUGGCCAAAGGCCGGCCACAGAAACGACUCAAGCCGGAUCAGAUUGCUGCGUUGAGGCGGCUGCCGAGCAAGCGCACGAAGCGGCAGCGCCAUCUGGUGCGCAUGAUGGUGGAGUCCCUCGAGUGCUUUCGCAAGUACCAAAACCUCAACUUUGAGGACAUGGCCGAAAUUCUCCACUAUGAAGCUCGCAUGCCUGGUGAUCUCCUUCUUCGCCAAGGUGACCCUGGGUAUGGGUUCUACUUCAUUGCUUCCGGCAAAGUGGAGGUUCGCAUCAAGGAUCCCGACGCUGUCGAUGGCUACCGCGUCGUCAACGAGCUCGGGGCAGGCGUGUCGUUUGGGGAGGUUGCGUUGCUGGAUCCAACCAACCGUCGUAGCGCCAGCAUUGUGUGCAAGGAGGCGUGCGAGUUUCUCCGCGUCGAACGCGACGAGUUUGACACGCUCCUGCGACAGUACCACCAGCGCGAGUUUGAUGCAAAGCUUAGCCUGUACCGUGACCACGGCAACUUUGACGGGUGGCACGAGCGCGCCCUUCGUGUUGUGGUGCGGGACACCCAUCGUAUGGCGUUCCGGCAGGGCAGGCUCAUUGCGCUCGGAUCCAAGGAGCCGGGCACCCUCAACCGCGGGCCGCAGACAUUCAUCGUGGCCAGUGGCAAGGCGCAGAUCCUGCGGAAGCUGCAUGUUGUGCUGGACACGACCACGGGCCGGGUGACGCUGGCGAAGCAGCGCGACAGCAGGAUGCGAGCACUGCAUCUGCAGCACAAGGCAAUAUGGCUUGCGUCUGAGCCCCUCAAGGUUGGCGACGUUGUGCCGUACAUGUCUGACACGACGGCGCUGGUGAGCGAAGGGUGCGAGGUGCUGUAUGUGCCGCAGACAUCGUUUCUGUUUCGGGACAACGGCACCGUGCUCGACGACAUCUUCAAGCGCAGCUACAUCCUGAGCGCAUCGGACAAGGAGCUGUUCAAGCAGUACAACCAGCUGCAGCGGUGGGACUGGUUCUGCUUCCAGAUGCGAGAGGACCUGAAGCAAGGGGUACCCACCUCUGCAGGGCCGCCCACAUUCACGCCCACCUCCCACCUCUCCAUGUCGCCGUCGCUGUCCUCCUCAUCGUCGUCCCUCUCCCGCUCCAUGCUUCCGGCCGUGCGAAGAUCAAAGUAACCCGCGAUGUAAACGCGCGCUCUGUGUUCUUGUGUCGUUUAUGUCUGCGUGUUUGCGUGUUUGCACGUGUGUGUGUGUGUGUGACCUUGUAUACAUGCGCGUUCACUCGUGCAACUCGUUGAACUUGUGCUUCCACGGCUUCACGCAACGGGGUUGUUAUGGCUGCGGCGCUGGCUGACCUGCAGGCGCUUGGUUUGCUGUCCUCACUUGUGUUACCUCACUUAGUCACUUAUUCACUUAUUCUGCCUUGUUGGCGAGAAUUCAGCCUUCCUGCUUCCUUGCCCUGCUGUUGCGCUCCCCUCGCCCAUAGCUUGCUUUGUUACACAUGACAUUCUGACAUUACAACCCGACCAUCGAAUGGUGUGCGGGCGUGCUACCUGCUCAGGCUUACGGCACAACAAAGCCAUCAAGAAGCCAACAAGAGCAAGCACACAACCCAAAAAACAAGCAAGCAAACUCGCA